Messenger RNA from Odocoileus virginianus texanus, 1332 nucleotides. RefSeq names its product cilia and flagella associated protein 161 (gene CFAP161). The record is from RefSeq and is a predicted model, not a curated record. Lineage: Eukaryota; Metazoa; Chordata; Mammalia; Artiodactyla; Cervidae. Gene Ontology annotation, cellular component: motile cilium. Gene Ontology annotation, biological process: cilium assembly.
ACGGGCGGGCGCUGUGCCCGAAGCUUGUUGGUGGGAGAGCUGGGGGCGAUGGCGCAGAACCUGUACGGUCCACGAGUCCGGAUUGGCAACUGGAACGAGGACGUCUACCUGGAGGAGGAGAUCAUGAAAGACUUCUUAGCAAAGAGGGAUAAGGGACAACUUCUCAUACAGAGAAACAGAAGACUAAAAGAGAAUCUUUUGAGACCGAUGCAGCUUUCCGUAUCUGAAGACGGAUACAUUCACUAUGGUGACAAAGUGAUGCUUGUGAGUCCCGACCAUCCUGAGACAGAGGCUGAUCUGUUUCUGCGUGGGGACCUCAGCCUGUGUAUGACUCCAGAUGAGAUUAAAGCCCAUCUGAGCAAUGAAUUAGAGGUGCCCUGUGGCCUAAGCGCAGCUCAAAUCAAGAUCCCAGUUGGCAGAAACACUUUUACUAUUUUGUGUGCAGCUGGAGAGGUCAUCGGUCAAGUCCUUAGAUACGGGCAGAACUUCCGCAUCGGGAUAACAGGAGGAUUUGACGACAGAAUGUUAUAUUUAUCAAGUGACCACAGGACCCUUCUGAAGUCAUCCAAGAGGUCCUGGCUCCAGGAGGUGUCCCUGACGCAUGAGGAUUCCUACCUGAACUGCUGGCAGCCUGCCUUCCCCGAUCCCCAGCUUCGCCUGGAGUACGAGGGCUCCCCCGUCCCGGCAAACACAAAGAUUCUUAUCACUCACUGCCACACGAAUCGCGGGCUGGUGGCCCACCGGCAUCUUUUCCUAAGAACCUAUUUUGGAAAGGAAGCAGAGGUGGCUGCUCACACCUAUCUGGAUUCACACAGAGUUGAAAAGCCAAAGAACCACUGGAUGUUGGUGACUGGGGCUCCCAGGAAGGACUUGUCCACCAUGUUGGACCUGCCCAAGACUCCGACAGAGGACACCCGAGCCCUGGAGCAAGUCAGAGAGCAGGUUUCGGACCCAGGGGCCGGAAACACACCUGAUGUGCAUGCCUGCGUGCCUCAGUGCGCACUUCCAAUGUAGCUUUAUGGGAAAUCAACCUUGCAUGCCUCAGGCUAUUCUUAAGAAAGGCAUAGAACUCUCCGAACAUUGUAUUAAAACAAAGACUGUAUUCAGACUAUUGAAUUAACAGCGUAGGUGUAAGACACAGGAAAAAAAUUGCCGUGGGCAAUAGCUCAGAAAUUGCAUUUGAAGGUUACUGGAUGACAUUCCUUUGUUGAUGAGCAAAUUCUGAAGACUCAGCUUCCUAUAUUUAGAUCCUCUGUAGCAGCAGCUUCUACGAGGGCUGUGUUACUUUUUAAAGCUAUAUCUUUGCAAUAAAGUUAUCAGAACUUUACUGAA